Molecule: messenger RNA, 474 nt
Organism: Hibiscus syriacus
Lineage: Eukaryota; Viridiplantae; Streptophyta; Magnoliopsida; Malvales; Malvaceae
Product: putative disease resistance protein RGA3
Exons: 2
Coding region: 1-474 (157 amino acids)
Source: RefSeq, a predicted model, not a curated record
AUGAAAGCAGGGAAGUUUAGUUCUGGGUUGCUCAAGGAGUGGAAAUACAUACUGCCCGAUAUCAAAGCAGUGCUGAACCACGCAGAGGAGAAGCAGAUCAAGGACGAGGGUGUGAAAAGCUGGUUGGAUGAUCUCCAAGACUUGACUUACGAUGCAGAUGACAUCUUGGACGAGUUUACCUAUGAACAGUUACGUCUCAAGCUCCAAAAAACUCAGGCUCAGGCCACCACUAGUAAGGUACGGAAACUCCUUCCUACCUGCUGUACCGGUAUUGAUUUCACUCCAUCCUCAUUUCUACUUAAAAAUGCCAUGAUUCCCAAGAUGAAAGAGAUCACUGCUAGACUCAACAGUCUAGCUACACGAAGAAGUAGUUUAGUGUUGAGUGAGAUCUUGCCUCAAGCUGCAAGCUCCCAGCAAAAGAAACCGACUGCAACCUACUUCUGUGGUGGAUGGAACUGUGGAGUAUGUUGGUAG